Messenger RNA from Besnoitia besnoiti, 624 nucleotides. RefSeq lists its product as uncharacterized. The record is from RefSeq and is a predicted model, not a curated record. The transcript is spliced from 8 exons. Lineage: Eukaryota; Apicomplexa; Conoidasida; Eucoccidiorida; Sarcocystidae. Gene Ontology annotation, cellular component: transcription factor TFIIA complex. Gene Ontology annotation, biological process: transcription initiation at RNA polymerase II promoter. Bases 1 to 624 code for a protein of 207 amino acids.
AUGAGCUUGUCUAAAGCUACACCUGCCUCGCCCGUUGAGGCUGUCUAUUUCGGCGUCGUAGACUGUGUUUUUAAAGAAUUACAGGCCGGCGGUUUCUCUAUCAUCGAUAAGAACACUGCCGAAGCGUUCGUAGUGGCAUGGAAGGAAGGUAUAAAGUUACGACUGGAAAAUCCUUCGCCGUUUUCUGCCCGGGGUGAAACACGCAAGCAACGUCGAUUGACAUCGAGCGCUAGACGCUCCGACCAAUCAUGCCGGCGCGAAGUCCUACCAGAUCAACACGACGAUGAUGACUUUGAAGAUGCAAACGUCGACCAACCGUCAGAGCCGCACCUGCAAGACUCACUCGGAAUAAACCUUGCGGAGGAGGAGAUCAGAUUUUUAUCGUCAGCAGGGGGAAGAGCGGCGCCGUCUUUAGAGGACCUCACAGAUGUGGACUCGCGGGAAAUCGUGCAGGGGCAUAUCCUAGGAACUUUCGAAAAGGUGACGCGUCCUGCCGAAACGGGAAAGCGUCUGUCCGACACUCGACCAGCUUGCUGGACACUUACGGUGAAAAACGGAGUCAUGAAGGUUUCGGGGCGCGAAUUCGCCUUUGAUAGACUCGAAGCGGAGGUGAAAGAGAGCUGA